CCAGAGGUGGAGGUUGUGUGGAAAAGAGGCGGCUUCAGGGUCACAUCUUGGGGAGAGGGCUAGCCAGAAUGGCUGGCACUGUACUUGGAGUGGGUGCAGGAGUAUUCAUCUUAGCGCUGCUCUGGGUGUCGGUAUUGCUGCUGUGUGUGCUGUUAUCCAGAGCCUCCGGUCUAGCUAGGUUCUCGCUCAUUUUUGUUUUCCUUGCUGCUCUCAUCAUCACCACAGUUCUGUUGCUCUUUCCCCGGGCUACUGAGAUCCCAACCAAAAAGGAAGAAUUUAAGAUCGUGGACAAGUUCUUCAUUGGUCGUUAUGUUCUACUGGCUUUUCUCAGUAUUACCUUCCUUGGAAGUCUCUUCUUGGUCCUCUUUCAUUACAUCCUGGAGCCAGUCUAUGCCAAACCACUUCGGACAUCCUAA
Gracilinanus agilis (Agile Gracile Mouse Opossum) is the source of this 416-nucleotide messenger RNA. RefSeq names its product transmembrane protein 218 (gene TMEM218). The transcript is spliced from 4 exons. The record is from RefSeq and is a predicted model, not a curated record. Lineage: Eukaryota; Metazoa; Chordata; Mammalia; Didelphimorphia; Didelphidae. Bases 69 to 416 code for a protein of 115 amino acids.